This is a messenger RNA of Sphenostylis stenocarpa, 738 nucleotides long. Lineage: Eukaryota; Viridiplantae; Streptophyta; Magnoliopsida; Fabales; Fabaceae. The record is from the annotation of a GenBank genome assembly.
AUGGCAGACAUCGCUUUUGGAAGCUCCGACGAGGCCAGUCAGACAGAAUGCAUUCAGGCCCUCGUCGUUGAAUUCAUCGCCACCUUCCUCUUUGUCUUUGUUGGCGUUGCUUCUUGCAUGUACGCUGAGAAGCAUGGUGGCGAUCAACUACUGGUGUUGUUUGUUGUGGGCAUGGCACAUGCAUUUGUGACGGCCGUAAUGAUCUCAGCCGCGCACAUCUCCGGUGGCCAUCUCAACCCCGCCGUGACACUUGGUCUUCUUAUCGGUGGUCACAUCACCGUGUUUCGUUCCAUGCUCUAUUGGAUUGAUCAAAUACUUGCGUCUACAACCGCAUGUUAUCUCCUUUACUUUCUCACCGGACAGCUAACUCCAGUUCAUACGUUAGCAGUGGGAGUGGGAACUUUUCAAGGAAUAACGUGGGAGAUUGUGUUGACCUUCGGUUUGUUGUUCACUGUCUAUGCGACUAUGGUGGAUCCAAAGAAGGGAUCAAAUACUGGAAUAGGCCCAGUUCUAGUUGGGUUUGUGGUCGGGGCCAACAUCAUCGCUGGUGGGGGCUAUUCUGCUGCUUCCAUGAACCCAGCCAGAUCUUUUGGGCCUGCCUUGGUUUCUGGCAACUGGACCGAUCAUUGGAUUUACUGGGUUGGGCCUCUCAGUGGUGCUGCCCUUGCAGGUUACGUCUAUGAGACCUUCUUCAUUGACCGAUCUCACGUUCUUCUUCUUCGUGUUGAAGAUAACUGA